Molecule: messenger RNA, 1126 nt
Organism: Volvox carteri f. nagariensis
Lineage: Eukaryota; Viridiplantae; Chlorophyta; Chlorophyceae; Chlamydomonadales; Volvocaceae
Exons: 8
Coding region: 1-666 (221 amino acids)
Molecular function (GO): hydrolase activity
Source: RefSeq, a predicted model, not a curated record
AUGACCUUUGGAAAUGGCCUUCCGGGAUACGAGGUUGGGGAAAAAACAGCACCAGGCCUCCUGGUCAUCCAGAAUGACCUCAUCAAGGAAGUGGCAAUCAUGCUGAGCAAAGCUGGCUUCCGCUGCCUCAUACCUGACCUGUACAAGGGGAAAAUCGGCCUGGAUGCGGAGGAAGCGGCCCAUCUGUUGAAUGAACUUGACUUCCAAAACGCUGUGGAAGAGCUGAAGCAAGCGGUCCAGUAUCUUAAGUCCACGGGGUCCGCCAAGGUGGGCGCGGUUGGGUUCUGCAUGGGCGGUGCGCUGUCGUUCUGUGCGGCCCAGCAUUGCGGCGUCACUGCCGCCGCGCCCUUCUAUGGCACCCCAAACGCCACCAUCUGCGAGGUUGAGAAGAUCACGGUGCCCGUCGAGGCACACUUCGGCGCCUUGGAUACGAUUACGGGCUUCUCAGAUGCGGCGACUGCUAAGGCGCUGGAGGAGAAGAUGAAGCAAGCUGGUGCUCCUGCAACCUUUUACUACUACGAACGAUCGGGACAUUCAUUCUUCAAUGCUGUCACUUCCAAGGCCACCGAAUAUUUCGCGAAGUAUGGCUACCCUGUUCCUGCCCCUGAGGAGGUUUCUUUGGCCCGUCAGCGGUUGGUGGAUUUCUUCUCGAAGUACCUAUCCUGAGGUCGCCUUCAAAGGAGCUUAUUUCGUGCCAUUGCAGCCUCAGUAAAGAAACAGGGUCAAGUGACACGUUUCUCCGGCCAUGGUCGGGCGUGAUACUGCGCACGGUUGACUUCGGCGUCAGACUUUCACAAUCACUGGCGCGGAUAAAUACGUCGUUAUUUUGCCGAUUUAUCCUAACACCGUUCCUAAACCCGGGAUGUGACCAAUAUGGCAAGCCGCGAUCCUCCUUUCCCCCUGUGACCCCCUCUUACUUACCCUCGUCUGAAAUAUGCCUUGGGUCGCGAUGACCGUCAACGACAGUCGUUUGCAUGGAGUCUCCCGAGUAGGGCAAUUAUGUGCCGGGAGUCUCACGAAUAGGACAAGCGUUGGUACAGAGUUCUCACUAGCUUAUAUGUAGCUUAUAUGUGAUCUAAUGGAAGAACAUGGGAGUUCGAAGCCCUGUGUAACGAAUGGGCUCCUG